AUGAUCGCUGCAACAUCGGUUCAAAGGGAGGUUUGGAUGCAGCAAAGGACUCAAGACUGGUGGGAUCGCAUUGUUGGAACCUGGGGUCAAGAACUGUGUGUCAGCAACUUUCGUAUGCGACUAGAAACUUUUGAAAUGUUGUGUGUGGGGUUGUCACCAAUGCUCUCUUACGAGGACACAACAUUUCGCCAGGCAAUCUCAGUGCAGAAGCGCGUUGGAGUUGGACUAUGGUGGCUCACGACAGGAGCUGGUUAUCGAACACUGGCACAUCUGUUUGGCAUAAGUGACGCAUCAGUAUGCCUAAUAGUCCGGGAGUUUUGCCAUGCCGUGCGAUAUGAGAUGAUGCGCGAGUACAUCAAGCUGCCAGAAGGUGAAGAGCUCCAAACCGUACUUGUAGGAUUUAAAAAUCGCUGGGAUUUCCCUCAGUGUGCCGGGGCUAUAGACGGGAGUCAUAUCCCAGUCAUCGCUCCACCUGAGAACCAUACAGAUUAUUUUAAUCGCAAGGGAUGGCAUUCUGUGUUCUUGCAAGCAGUAGUGGACCACAAAUACUGUUUCACAAACAUCAACAUCGGAUGGCCAGGAAGUGUUCACGACUCCAGGGUUCUUCGUAAUUCUGUUAUCUACGAGAAGGCAGAAAGAGGAGUCCUCUUUCCAAACACCACUGAGGAGAUCCAGGGCACACAAGUGCCCAUCAUGCUGUUGGGGGAUCCAGCCUACCCACUUCGGUCCUGGCUAAUGAAGGGGUACCCGGAAACUGGGAAUCUGAUCGAACACCAGCGUCAUUUUAACAAGAGACUAAGCGGGGCUAGAAUGACGGUGGAGUUAUCUCCACAUGCUGCACUCUGCAUAACAUCUGUGAAAAACACAAUGAGGCCUACAGUGAAGAUCCUAGUGCAGCUGGACCUCCUGAUGUACCACCAGGUGCUGUUGACCCGUUGGGCAUUGCAGACAUCCAGCCACUAA
Messenger RNA from Xyrauchen texanus (razorback sucker), 963 nucleotides. RefSeq lists its product as uncharacterized. NCBI's taxonomy places the organism in Eukaryota, Metazoa, Chordata, Actinopteri, Cypriniformes, Catostomidae. The record is from RefSeq and is a predicted model, not a curated record. The transcript is spliced from 4 exons. The coding region runs from base 1 to 963 and encodes 320 amino acids.